[Torrubiella] hemipterigena is the source of this 3998-nucleotide messenger RNA. The record is from the annotation of a GenBank genome assembly. NCBI's taxonomy places the organism in Eukaryota, Fungi, Ascomycota, Sordariomycetes, Hypocreales, Clavicipitaceae.
UGGUCUGCCACAGCUAAAGCCCCAAGCGCCCCCAAGAACAUCGCCCCCGGCUUUCACGCUUCGUGGCCGCCCUGACCUUUUCCCAACUUGCAUCUCCAGCCGCAUCACCAUUUUCCCUUGCACACAAACACAAACAUCUUCAUGGCCUGCUGACAACAUCAUCCGUCUCCAGCUUCGACCAAAUAUUCUUCUGUGCACAUUUUAACACACGCCAGACGCAUCAGUAUCCCGUUUCCAGCAUCCGCGGGCCAUGGGACAGUCUUCAUAGCACCACGCAGCAAGUUCCCAUCCAACCCCGACGACGUAGCUUCGCACAGCCUCGUUCGCCCCAACAUCGCCAAUGAAUAGCACCGCCCACCCUCGCAAUAUCAACCCUUCAUAGCUGCCGGAAUGGCUUCAGAUGAAUUCGCAGCGCCGUCGACGCGCGAUGAAAAGCUGCCGCCGCUGGUAGAUCCCUUUGAGCAGCUUCCCGACGAAAUCAUCCAACAGAUUUUAAAGUCUGCUGGUCCUGAAGGCUUCGCUUGUCUUACUCUAUUAAACCGACAAUGGCGGAGGGCCUCGUCCCAGCCGUCCCUCUACGAACUUCACUUACGGCGGUGCCCGUCCUACGCCGCCAGCCAUCUAUCUCUACCCCCCUCACAACAAAGCAAUCUCGAUCAGUUGAGGCGACUGUUUGCCGCCGAAGUAAAAAGAAACCUCUUCGAACCAUAUACCCGAACCUCCGAAACAAUAAUCAAGCUUAUAUCCACUUCCAACAGCUCGUCGUCAUGCCCAGGUGGCGAAGGCAUGCACUUUAAUGCAUCAGCCCGGGGACACCAUGUACUGGCGUAUAACUCGUCGAGAUUAUACGUUAUUGACGUUCGUGGCCACGACAUUGAAGUCAAGAGAGAGUUCAAGAUUCGUCGCCGCCCAGCGUUGGCAUGCGUCGCGGACAAUGCUGAAGUGCUUGCUGUAGUCUCGGACGAGAUGCAGGUGGACGUAUAUACCCUUACCUCGUCCCCGCCGAAGAAGAAACCUACCAUGAUUCUCGAUACAAAACCCCGUGCCAUUGCCCUGUCUGCCUGCGGAUCGGUUCUCGCCAUUGCAUACGACCACGGCAUCGAGGUCUCGUCUCUUGUUGCUGGUGCCAUGCCCACCGACCGACGAGCCGUAAAGUGUGAUCCAGUCGAUUCACUAGCAUUUUCUUUUGACGGAACACAACUCCUUGGAACAACAGUCCAUACUACCUCCCCUUGUACCGUCGUGAUUACAGCGCCCUACUUUGACCCAGGUAACCUGCUUUCUGAAGGAAACAUUGCAUCCAUGUGGACGACAUCGAUUCUCUUUCCCAAUACGAGCCACGAUUCGAGUCACGCUGUCCUCUUACAGAACGGCACUUUUGAGGAGGCCACCUGGGCCUUUACUUACGACCGCAGUUUUGAAGCCUUCCGUGCGAUACGCAUCGAAGAUUUACGCAACGGCACUACGUACUUUACCGGGCCGGAACCAAAGGAUGCAUCCACAGCUACCUUGCUUCCUUGCACUCUUCCGGCAACCACAUAUCAGAAACAGCUUGCUGCUGCGGGCUUUGAUGGCAAAGAGGUCUGGAUUUACGGCAUCCCUGAAGACCUGGAUGCCAUUCCUGGCGGUGCUGCAUCCAAUGGUGACCAUCUAAGUGUGUCUGCUGCUCUUGGACGACAUAGCAGCCAGCACAGCAAUAUAUCACGUAACAGCUCUUCUAGAAGCAGAAACGCACCUGAACCGGGAAACAGAAUGCCUCAGUGGCAAGUCCUGUGCGACAAACAGCGUAACAACAUUGUUACCGGCUGCAAGGUUUCAGAGUUGCCUGGUCUAAGUAACCUUAACUGGGUGGAAGGCUACGGUGGAUCGUCGCUCAAGGAGCGAUUGAUUGCUACUGCCCGCGGGGUUUCUGGCCCCGUUCUGGCCACUGAUGAAGAAGACAUGGACUUUGUGGACGGCGGCCGAAUCGUCCUCAUUGACUUUGACUUUGGCUUUUCAGAUGGUCAACGCCGCGAAAUUUCCAUCGAGUUAGGGUCCGAUGAGGCUGAAUCUCUCGAAGAAGAGAAGCGAGACCUGGAAACCGAAGUUGCCAUUGUCCGGCGCCGUACUGUGGCACAACGCCGAAACAACAACCCAUUGUUGCGAGCUGCUACUACUGCUAGCGCUACAGUCUCCGUACCACUACCAGAAGAACCAGAAGAUGAUCCCCUUAUCCCGCGCCGUAUGGGGCAGAACCCUCUAUCACAGCCCGCGGCUGUUGAGGAAGAAGAGGAGGCUGAGGGUGGGCUCUCUAUUGCUGCCAUGGAAGCUCUGGACGCCCCUUAUGCGCAUGCUAGCCCACGAUCUACAACGACCCUUCGCCGCGCUGCUACUGCCGCCGCGGUGAAUCGUGCAAGGAAUCCACGCACAGCUGAUGGCCGCCCCAUUGAAUACAGACGUGCUGAUGGUCGUCGUGAGCAUCCCCAUCCAGCAGAUGGAGACAACUGGGUUCCUCCUCCGCCCCCUUACCAAGCUGAUGAUCCUGGAGAUUUACCACCGUUUUUGCGAGGCCCUGCUGUAGCACCGCUGGCGUCACCACCACUCCAAGCAAACUCCAUGCUGACACGGUCCAACACGCUGGCAUCUACAAGCUCGUCAUACCUACAGCGACGACAAUCAAGGCAACGAACAGGCAGCGACUCCACGACCUAUAGUGCCCGUCCACGCCCUGAGGAUUUUUCACGACCCAAGUCUAGUCCUUCAUUAGCGCAGGCAUCCUUUCAACCCUUUGCCGGCGGCUCUACAUCUGUGGAUGUCCCUGAUACCGAUUCAAGCGCAGUUAUUGACACGGAGCAGCAACAACAUCAGCCUGAGUCUCCUGUUCUAACCAGCGCAACCGGUGGUCUGCCCAUACUUCGCCGAGCAAGCAACGCAUCAAUGAGCCAGCCUUCUAGCCGUCAGGCAUCAGGCAACCAGCCUGUGAUCAAGAGACGGCCAGUCCGUCCGUCAGUAGACGUUGAUAUAUCACCCAACGAUAUCUCGCCUCUGGGCAGCACCCUCUCGGGACCUUUCCGCGGCUUAGCCACUGCUCAGACAUGGCCACGGGCUCCGGAGAAUCCCCAACCUUCCUCGAGUGGCUCGCAAACUGGCUCAACGAACCCGAUAUCCCCUGUUGGUGGUAGAGCUGUCGUGGAUGAUACUGCUGCAUCACUACCGCCAGCACCUAGUUCUGAACAGCUUGCCCGCCUCAACAGACAUUCCACAUUAGGGCUCAGCCCACGGAGCCAGGCUUACCAAUCAUCAUCGCAGUGGCAUGUAGGUCCUUCUGAGACGAUUGCAGCUUGGCACGCAGCCAACUAUGUCACAUCACCCAGCGGAACCUUGGAGGAUGAACCGACACUAAAUCCCAACGAAGACCGACCUCUGAUUAUUAGUACUCCGAGUGGCGUCUCUGGAGCAUACGACUCUGAAAAGGGACGGAUGGCGUCAUCAACAGGAGAUGCUAUGCUAGCCCCAGUUCCACGCCGACCGCGUGCCAAUAUUCCCUUCAAUCCCGGACAAAGGUCAACAGUUGUACAGCCUAUCUACUCUGCAGCGGACGUGGCGGCCUCUCAGGAACAACGGCAGCAAUCCGAGCGACGAGGCAGUUUGGUUCCCGCUUGGCUCUCUUCGCCGCCAACAGGAAGCCGCCAAUCCUUAGGUGUGAGCCGAAAGCCCAGCAGAGCAGAGCGCAGCGCGGCUAAGAACAUGCACGACGCACGUAAGAAGGGCUGGCGGCCGAAGUCGAAGAAGGGCAAGGCAGUUGCUGGCUCUGAGGAUCACGAUUGGGCAGAUGUGUCGCCAACAACAGCACCAAAGGACAAGAAGUGUGUGGUCAUGUAAACUGACAGAAAACAUUUGCACGAACGUCUUUUUUUAUAUCAUUGCAUUAUCUAGCGUGUAUUUUACCUAUACUGGCGUACAGCGCCUUGAGCUUAGCUGGCUGAACAUAAUACCACUUAUAGUCUUCUGUUUUUCAC